AUGGCCGACUCCAAGCCGCGCAAGCGCUCUCGCGCCGCCUGUCUAUCAUGCCAAUCCCGUAAAAGGAAAUGCUCAGGCGAAAAGCCCUGCGCGACAUGCGUGCAGUCCGGCGUGGACUGUCAAUACAGCGCUGCCCCGCGCAAGAAGCGCCUCAGAUCCACUAGCGCGUAUGGCACCAGUCUCCCAGCGCUGGAUGAACCACAAAGACCCCCAGAUGGUCUAGCAUAUCCAGUUCCGAAGGCCGUCAGCACUACCGAGAGUACGACCUCUCCUGCCUCUUUCAAUCGGGUCGGCGAUGCAGGGGUGAGCCAUUCCCUCGAAGCGAAUUCUGGCGCCGCGUUUGUUCGCAAACUUGGGCUGCGUAUUGAUCCAGCUCGUGCGCCGAGAUUGCAUCUUUUUGCGUGGAAUGUAGGGGAGAGGCGAUUGUCCACUGCGCUUUCUGCAGAGGCGCUGGCGCCGGUGCUCAUUACGAAGCUUCUUUCGCAGGAAGAGAUGCGACGGUUGGCGGUGAUCUACUUUGAAAAAGUCGAUCCAUGUUACUCGUUUUUAGAUCGUCAACAUUUUUUCUCUCGUAUUACGCACCGUUGGGAAGCGCAAGUUCAGCUAUCGGAACAAUCAUAUGAUGCCGUCUUAUAUGGCGUCGCGGCAUUUGGGUACUUGUUCUCACAACGCGAAAGAACUCCCACAGAGCUCCGCGUCGUUAAUGCAGCGCAUCAUAUUCUACAAAAGAGCAUACUGGGUGCAGAAACACCCUCAAUCGAUAUCAUAGCUGGCUGGGUUCUUCGUGUCGCCUACCUACGUAUGACAGCCUCGCCACACGCCGGCUGGAUGGCAAGUUGCACAUUGAUGCACUUAAUCGAGGCAGCAGGUCUGCAUCUCGAAUCAACCGAUUCAGACUCAAGUAUUCUCCAAGGCACACAAUCCCAAACAAAUCCCCAGAACAACAGCACCGAACCCAAUACCCCAGAUACCCGCCGCCGUCUCUUCGGUAUGGCUCGCCACCUAAACACCUGGAUCUCAUUCGAUCUAGGCCGCUCCCGCGUCGUUGUCCACGGCGCAACAACCAGGAUCAUUCCCCAAAACCCCAGUCGAGCAGAUCUCCUCCAUCUUCUCCCCCUAUCUGAAAGUCUCGACCCGACAACCUCAGCACAACAAGACCUUCCCGACCUCGAAACAGCCCUGUCCUCUGUUUUAGACCUAGUCUACACAGAACCCUCCUUAAUUCUAGUCCAAUGCAAUUUAAUGCUUUGCAUAUACCGUCGUGUCCGCGCUCUAAAUGCCCACGCUCCACUCUCAACCCGUCCAGAACGCUUCCUCGCAAUCGCAAGUCGUGGCUUACGCGCCGCACGCGAAAUGGUAGCUUCUACUUGCCCGUGGCACCAGGUCGCUAAUGUCCCCUUUCAAGUCGUCUGCACACUUCUGGCAAUCGAUAAUCGUGCCGCGUUGGAGCUUCUCCCAGAUGCGAUGCUCACGCUAAGGGAGGUGGUUACGGUCUACGACACGGAUGUCAUGCGAGAAGCGUAUUCAACGGCUUAUUUACUUGUUGCUAUGCAUCAGCGACGGAAGGAGGAUGAUACGCGCGCAUUGGGUGAUGUUUUAAGGGCUAAUUCUGCUGCUGCGGCUGUCUUUAGACAGCAGGAUGUUGGUGAAAGUGGAAGGAGUAAUGGGGCGGUCGGUGGCGGGGAACUGGAGAAGACACAUCUGGAGGAGGUGGUUGAGCAGGUCAAUGCACCAGUUUCGGAUGUCGAGCUCUCUUGGUUGGGGGAUUUGGUUAUUGAUAUGCCUAGUUUGCAGAAUUUUGAUCUGGAUCAGUUUCUUAUGACUGAUGUGCCAUGGCCGUUGCCUGAAAUGGGAAUAUAA
Penicillium pulvis is the source of this 1860-nucleotide messenger RNA. RefSeq names its product putative C6 transcription factor. Gene Ontology annotation, biological process: DNA-templated transcription; regulation of DNA-templated transcription; response to xenobiotic stimulus. The record is from RefSeq and is a predicted model, not a curated record. The transcript has a single exon. The coding region runs from base 1 to 1860 and encodes 619 amino acids. NCBI's taxonomy places the organism in Eukaryota, Fungi, Ascomycota, Eurotiomycetes, Eurotiales, Aspergillaceae. Gene Ontology annotation, molecular function: DNA-binding transcription factor activity, RNA polymerase II-specific; zinc ion binding; DNA binding.